AUGCCCGCCCCGCCCUCCUCCUCCGAGUUGGCGGACCUGUCCGCCUGGGCCUGGGUCAAGCGGCGCGCCUUCUCGAAGCGCCGCCGCCUCUUCCUGAAGCUCAUCGGCCAAGUCGUGUCGGCCCACGCCUCGCCCAAGGCCCCUGUCGAGUGGGACAUCUCGCUCCUACGCGCCGCCGCCUCCAAGUCCUCGCGCCGCCCCGUCGUGUUGCUCACGCUCCCUUCCGGCUCCGUCUUCAACCUGCUCUUCGUCGACUCCCCCACCGCCGCCGCCUGGGCCGCCGCCGUCGACAAGCAGGCCGCGCGCGACUUUGACGCCCUGUACACCCUCGACCAGAAGAUCGGCGAGGGCGCCUUCGCCAGCGUCCACAGCGCCACGGAGAAACGCACCGGCCGCCAGUACGCAGUCAAGCGCAUCAAGAAGAAGCAGUUCGACAUGCAGAUGGCGCGCGAGCUCGAGCGCGAGAUGUACGCCAUGCGCGUCACCGACCACCCCGCCGUCGUGCGCACCCACGACGUCUUUAAUUCGCAGACCUACGUCAUGCUCGUGCUCGACUGGAUGAAGGGCGGUACGUUGAAGGAGAACGUGCAGGCGGUGGGGGGGCGUAUCCCGGAGCAUCUGGCCGUCGGCAUUGUUCGCCAGGUCCUCACCGCGCUGCAGUACCUGCAUGCCAGAGGCAUUGUGCAUCGCGAUAUCAAACUCGAGAACGUCCUUUGCGAGACGGCUACCAUCCCCGCCAGGAAUGUGCGUGUUGCGGACUUUGGGUACGUCAAUUUUGUCAACGACCACACCGACGCAUGCCUGCGCUCGCUGGUGGGCACGCCGGUCUACGUCGCGCCGGAGAUUAUCAACCAUAAGCCGUACGGGUGUCCGGUGGAUAUCUACGCUGUCGGCGUCAUGCUGUACCGCAUGCUGUGCGGGUCGUACCCGUUCGACGCCGGCGAGGACGACGAGGCGACGAUGAACCUCGCGCUGGAAGGGUGGAUCUCAUUCGACGAGCCAGCGUGGGCUGACACGUCGAUCAUGUGCAAGAACUUUAUUCGCGCCCUACUGCAAGCCAAGCCGCAGAGAAGACUCACCGCGAAGGCCGCGCUGCACCACCCCUGGAUCGAGGGGGCGACCACGGCAGGGACCGACGCAGAGACGAACAUGAGCUCCCCCGUCAGCCCGUACGACCAGCACCACAAUCAGACCAUGAACCGUUACGCAGCGCGUCUGGAAGGGGGCUUCAUCAGCGAUACUGUAGACGUCGGCGAGGGUUCGAGCCUACUGCACCUGGGCGUCGGCGAGGACCUGGUGCUCUCCGGGCUCAGCGACAGCCCGCGGCACACCUCGCGACGGGAGGCCCGGCUGCGGUGGAGGAAGUGCAUACUGGUGGUGCUAUUUGUGAUUAAAGUCUGCGUGGCGAACGGCGCCAAGUUGAAAGCCGUGCCCAAGGAGCGACGGAAACCGGUGCCCGAGCGCGCCGCCCGACGCGACGCGAAGCGGCCCCCGCGGCUGUCGGGGAUGCGCCUGCGGGUGUUCUCUGCGUUCGCGCUCACGCCCAGGCAGAGGAGGGCGUCGGAGGCCGUAAACGACGAGCGCCAGUUUGCGGAGACGCCGAGAAGUCGCGGGAAUCGAGUCAGACGGACGCUGUCGCUGAACAGAUCAUAGCAUAGAGAGGGUUGAAAGGGGAGCGCUGAGAAACGCCGACCGCGAUACCCAGAGUAGGGAUAGAAGGUUUUGGUCGUUUUCGUCUUGCUACUGGUGUGCUCACUUUGGGCAAGGACCGUGGAUUUUGCUGCCUUCACAUUUUGCGCCUGGGCCUCUACAGAUUAAAAAGCUUUAUGGGCGGCUCAAUGUUGGCAGUUGAACGGAGUGCCGUCCCCCCGUGA
Messenger RNA from Chondrus crispus (carragheen), 1874 nucleotides. Its product is annotated as Serine/threonine protein kinase Rhodoplastic. The record is from RefSeq and is a predicted model, not a curated record. Gene Ontology annotation, biological process: protein phosphorylation. NCBI's taxonomy places the organism in Eukaryota, Rhodophyta, Florideophyceae, Gigartinales, Gigartinaceae. Bases 1 to 1653 code for a protein of 550 amino acids. Gene Ontology annotation, molecular function: protein kinase activity; ATP binding. The transcript has 2 exons.